Messenger RNA from Salarias fasciatus (jewelled blenny), 4586 nucleotides. RefSeq names its product specifically androgen-regulated gene protein. Lineage: Eukaryota; Metazoa; Chordata; Actinopteri; Blenniiformes; Blenniidae. The record is from RefSeq and is a predicted model, not a curated record. The transcript has 4 exons. The coding region runs from base 193 to 1974 and encodes 593 amino acids.
GUCACUGCCUCGCGCCAGUUUCCUACUUCAGAGAGAAGCGGGGCGGAGAGGACAGAAGUUGUUCCCCGCAGAAAUGGACUGACAUCCCAAAACAAAGCUUCAGUUUCAGAGUCUGAACGGUCCUUCCUCACUCUGAGUUUUGAGAUUUUCACCGUGGAGUGCAGGUCCUGCGGUCGCCCAGCUCGAUGUGCGAUGUCGAAGAGUGACACGUGGCCGGGCCACGUUGCCUCGGAGUCCUUGAGCAAUAUGGACAGUGCAGGAAGCUGCGACAGCGUAAUCAGCAUGAACUCUGGCUAUAGUGAAGACAGUAUGGAGCACCUUUCUCCAGAGGAGAGGGCGUGUCUCAUGUAUCUGCAGGAAACCAUCGAAGCCCUGGAGGUGCAGGACGACAGCGGCUUAUCCAAUGAAGAACCAGAGCUCGGCUCGUUUGGAGACAAAAUGGAACAGAUAAGAGUGAAUGACGUUAAUGCUUCAACGUCCAGUCAGUCUGAAGGACACAAGAACUCUUUGCUCGGUUAUGAGCCUCCCACGACGCUCCCACUCCCAGAAGCGGAGCCUGCAGACAUCAUUGAGAGCAAAACUGAGAAUGAUCUUCUCAAUCACACCCCUGAACCAGAACUGGCUUCUGUUCCUGCCCCCGAUACGAUGGAUCUCAAAGCAAUAGACCUCAUGACUAACGCCAGUCCUCCAACUCCUGAAGUCCCCUCAUCUCUUCCGGUGGGGAAUGAGGCUGUCAUCCCCCCUCCCUCAGGCUUCAUGGACGUGCCAGACUCUCCCCUAAAGCCAGAGAAGGUGAAAUUACACCUUCCGUCUGUAGGGACGUCCAAACCAGGAGCGACGGUUGAUGUUGAGCAGCUCCGUCAGAGAGCCAUUACUCCAACCGUGAACUUGGAGCAGCUCCGUCAGAGAGCCGCGCUGAGGAAAACCUCUUUGACUCCCAGUCCGCCUGAGGAGUAUCUCAGUAAACCUCCACUGGACUUGCCUUCAAGUCUCGGCCUUUCCUCUGUUAACUCUAGCCCUCCAGUGAGUCCCCUGUCCGAGCCCAAAACCCCUCCUGCCGUGGCCCCCAAGCCCAAAAGACUUCCUGCCAACAUUCUGCUGAAGUCCCUCAAGACGGCGGCGCCUCCCUCUGAAGCAAACUCGGUACUGUCAACCCCCACCAACAAUGACAGGAUGUAUUUUGACCAUCAGAAAACUCGAAUGGAGGCUCUUCGGAAGCUCGGCCUGCUCAAAAGCCACGAGGAAGAUUCGCUCACCAGUACCAGUCCCAGACUGUCGCCACAGAAUAGGAGGUCGUGGGCCACUCCGUCUCCUCCUGCCAGUCCCGCUUCCUCAAACACGCCACCCAUGACACCAUCGUACACCCGUGUCAAUAGCCCAUCUCUUGCCUCCGCACGCCAGCAUGUCGCUCCGGCUGCUUUAUCACACUCUGCUGCGUCUUCAGCUCCUCACAUUCCUCCUCCCGAUAUUCUCCCAGCCCCCGCUGCUUUCAGUGACUGUACCGACUCCCUGCCUUCAGAUCAUGAAGUGUCUCCUGUCAUCGACGUCCCUGAUUCUGUGGUCAGUCGGGUUACCCCGUCUGCUCUCAUCAAACAGCUAUCCCCACCCAAGGCCAAAGCAGCCACCUUGGAGCGUGGCCUGGGUCUGAGCAGCUACAUGGAAGGAGAAAACUCAUCCGAGUUCAGUGAGGAGCAGGUCCCCGGACAGCGGCGUAACAGUCGGUCGCGUCCGGCCUCUGUGGGCUCCAGGAUAGAGUUUUCAGCUGCUCGAGGUGAGGAUGCGCAUUCAGAUCGAGGCUCCAGCCCCGGGGCCGACAUGUGGACGAAACCGCCCACGCCGACACCCCCUUCCAACUCCGACGACUCCCUGAAACUGCCUCGAUCUCAGGGCGUCAGCGUGCUGAUCAGCCCCCGUGCGGACAACGAGGAGGACCGGCGCGAGGCCCUGAAGAAGCUUGGGCUGCUCAGAGACUGAGCCCUACGUUACACACUUCUUCUCUCGGAUGGAUUCUGCUUCAGGAAAAUACUGAAGGUCCUCACAUGAAUGAUAAAUGGAUCACAAAACAUUCAGAAAGCAGCUUAAACACACAGUUGUUUUUUUUUUGUUUUUUUUUUUUCUGCAUUAAGUAGCAUCAGCGUGCAUCACAUAGCUCAAGGUCAUGUCCACUUUUUAGUCUACUUAAUAAUAUAAAAAAACAAUAACAGCUUUUUUUUUUCUUAGAAAAGUGGCAAUAAAGGACUUUUUAGGAUUUACAUUGACUUUUAGUGUAGCUGUAGAUUUGUAAAUUAAAUGUUACUGUAAACAAUCAGUAAUAAGGUGUUUAGUCAUUUCACUGUCUUGUGAUCUAUGAGUAUGGAUCUUUUGUUAACGAGUGCUUUUAUAAGUCAUUUCUGUCAGGAAAGCCAUUGUGUGGUGGGGUCACAUCACGGGUCUCCUUUUAAAGACUUUUACAGCUUGCUGUGGUAAAAUGUUGGUUUGACCUUUUUUUGUUGGUUUUUAGCAAAAACUGGCUAUUGUUCAGAGUUUUUGUGUAUUUAUUAUGAACCGUAGUGAACUUAUUGCAGGGUGCUUUUCAACCGGAUUAUAAUGAGAGCAUAUUUCCUGUGCUGCCAGAACACGCCUUAAUGUAGCUCAAAGCACAUAGUCGAUGGCCACUGGCUGAUUGGAAUCUGAAACAUGUGGUUUGCAUGGCUGUACAAUGACGCACAACAAAACACAUAACCUGGUUACCCGGCAGCGCCGUCUCUGGAGUCGCUGUGUGGCCAAACAUUGCCAGCAUUCUUCUUUUUCUUCUAUUUUUUUUUCUCUAACUCAACAUACACCCUCUUCAUCUUGACCUCAGGUCAUUAAUCUAAACCCGCCUGAAAAUGUCAUAUUUUUUCCUUUCCUAAUUUAUGACCGUCUCUCGUGUCUCCUGUCAAAUCGUAAAGCGACUCCUAAGUUUUCUGGCUCGGCUUCAUGAUCUGUGUCUGAUGUGAUCGUGAAAGAACUGGUGCGACCUGUUUUUCAUCUCCAGGUUUGGCCUCUAUAGAAGAUCCCUGCUGCUCAGGACGCCUCAUUUACGAGCCGACGGCCUCUCUGAAAGAUCGCUGCUGCAGGCUAUUAGACACCUGUACAUGUACCCUUUCCUGUAAUUUCACAUCGAGUUCAGCUACCAUGAUGAUAUUAAGCUCAAUUUGAAAACUGUUUUCUGCGAACGUCACGGUUUAACUCACCCCACUCAGAAAAACUGAAUUUUUAUGCUCGCAAGACAACUUUCUGCCGAAUACCAAAAGAAUGUCACUCCUCAGAGUUUCCGUAACUUUACUGGCAACACGGGGAAGUUAUGCCAGUGACUAAUCCUUAAUUACAAGCGGUGAUAACAUUAAGGUGCGCUCUCUCUGAAUGACUCCAUCAAUGCCGAGUGCCACUUGGCAUCAUUGUUGUGAUUCCUCGAGCCCUACCCUGCGUACUAUUUUAGUUCAUUAAAAAUUAUUGCUUUCAUCACACCCACAAAAUUUCCCCAGCAUGAAUUUGGAUGCAGCGUCUGAUUUGCAUACUUUACAAACAGAAUAUUUUUAUAUGUCUGGUUAUGUUCCCCCAAGAAGGGACACCUCAGAUCAGUACUUGUCAGUAGGGAACUUUCAACAAGAACCAAGUAAAGAAAUUAUUUGAAUGUUGCUUUGAAUAUCUCAGAUAGAAAAAGGUGAAGCGCCUGUGCAUAAUUUGCAAUUAAGAUGAACCAAACACCACAGUGUGUACUACAUGUGUACUCGUAGGGAAAGCAUCAGAGGUCUGUUUGUACCAGUUUAGCUUUUCCUGAACAUCUUCUUUCUGAGGAGGAAGUGGCUGCACGCCGUCAGAAUAACAGCGGCUGCUUUGUGCUGCUCCCUGGCAUGUUGGUAUGAGAGGCAUCUCUUCUGACAGGAGACCUGACUGACAAGGGCUCUGUCGCAGCUCCAGCCACUUUCACUCUUCCCCUUGCAGGUAUCAUAGAUCAGCUAAAGCGGGUCUCGUGCCACUGCAGUCUGCACGCCUGACCUGGGUGAGGAAAUGGCGAGGAUGGAAUCUGAGACAAAAGGGAAACAAAAUUUGAGACUUUCAAUGAUCAGGGAGGAGCAGUGUGAGCUGUUAGAAAGCUGCAGUGGAGUUAAACAAGGACAAAGGUACAACACAGUAAGCAGUUAGUAACUGACUUCCCUGAUAAAUACAAACUUUGCAGAAAUAGAGAUGGAAACAAACUUAAUAGAUCGGUAUGCAGCAGGUUGACCAAAUGGAAAACUGUACUAACUCUUUGUCUUCAAACUGUUCGAUGCAUAACCUCAGUUAGACGGUUCGGGUGUUAUUGAUUGACCCGCUCAGUGUAAAUACGUCGGAAUGUUAGACUGAUUGUUGUAGUUGGUAUGCAGCAGUGUGAAUACCUGUUGAUCAUUCUGCAGCAGAGGUUUUCAAAUCAGAGUGUGCAGACAGUCCAAAAAAAAAAAAAAAAGUGAGCGACGGUUGUAAUGAAUUUGCAAAGAUAAAUUCUUAAACAACUGACAAAGUUUAUGAGUAUCUUAAUUGCCACUGUUCAGCAGUAUGAUUGGCUAGGCCUAGGUGGUAAGUAA